GUGUACCAGAACUUAAUGAAGAGGGUAUUUCAAAAAUUUUUUCUUUAUAUGAAAUUGGCAAAAUACACUUUCAAAAAAUACUUGCUCAAGAUGUGUAUAAAACUGAGUCACGAAUAACUUCGAGACGUCAUGUAUGUAAUAUAAAUGCUUAUACCUAUGUACAACUUUUGGAAAGAGAGAAAAAAGCAAAUAAGCAAGUAAAUAACCCUACUCAAGUAUCUACUACUUAA
Diversispora eburnea is the source of this 230-nucleotide messenger RNA. NCBI's taxonomy places the organism in Eukaryota, Fungi, Glomeromycota, Glomeromycetes, Diversisporales, Diversisporaceae. The record is from the annotation of a GenBank genome assembly.